AUGAUGUACUCCAAGACCCUCGUCGCUCUCGUCGCGCUCGUCGCCUCCGUCGCUGCCGUCCCCGGAUGUGUCCCGAAGCCCAAGUACGAGCCUUGCGGUGGCUUGACUCCCGUCUCUCCCAGGGAUACGGGAUGUAACGAGGGCUUCACCUGCGUGUCCGACCCGAGGAAGCCCGGAUGCGGUCUGGCCUGCGACGAGCCCGGUAUUUGCGUGCCCGAUGAUGUUGCCAUCUGCGGCGGCAUUGGCGGCUUCACCUGCGAGACCGGCCUCGUCUGCUUUGACAAGCCCGACGACAACUGCGAUCCCAGCGAGGGCGCUGACUGCCUCGGCAUCUGCCUCCACCCCCUCAGAACGGCCCGGUCCAGAGGAGGAUCUAAGCGACGACUAGAGUCGGCGACAGUGAGCCACAAUUAUGGCCCUCUAUCAUCGACGAAAAUGGAACUCGACACUUGGGAAUGGCAGAUGGCUUCGCUACGGCAUCUGUCUCAGUUAAUACUCCCGCACAAAACAAACCUUUAA
This is a messenger RNA of Parascedosporium putredinis, 519 nucleotides long. Lineage: Eukaryota; Fungi; Ascomycota; Sordariomycetes; Microascales; Microascaceae. The record is from the annotation of a GenBank genome assembly.